Molecule: messenger RNA, 3672 nt
Organism: Dendronephthya gigantea
Lineage: Eukaryota; Metazoa; Cnidaria; Anthozoa; Malacalcyonacea; Nephtheidae
Exons: 8
Coding region: 1-3672 (1223 amino acids)
Biological process (GO): proteolysis
Molecular function (GO): DNA-binding transcription factor activity; zinc ion binding; cysteine-type peptidase activity
Source: RefSeq, a predicted model, not a curated record
AUGGAGCAAAAUCAACAAAGCGAAUCAUUUCGUCCGAACAUCGAUCACUUGGUAGAGAAUAAUCCUUUUUUUGGGUACGUUACAUCUUUUGAAAGAGCUCUAGAAAUCGUCAAAGAGUACGAAAUAAAAACAACAACAAGAUUUACCGUGUAUACGCGCAGUAACAACUUCGGAAAUGCAGGAUUUUUCAAAUACAUCCAUGAAUUUGUUGUUUCCGCAGAUUUCGAAGAUGGGACAUCGCGUCGCGUACUUUGGCAGUCUAAAAGUAAUUCAGAAGCAGCUACUAUACCCUUUGAUGGUACGCCGUAUUUUUUGGUUGGUAAUUACAUCUUGGAGUGUCAGCAUGGUGUGGACAGAAAUCUGUAUCAAAAGAAUAAGCAUGCAGCAAAAUUUAAAGAUGGAGAUUUUGUAAUGAAAAAGAGGAGAUUUUGGAAACACGAUACCAAAAAAUUGGACUGCGCUGCAGUUAUUUACAUGAAAGAAGUGGUAAAAUUUCCUGACUUCAAGGUUUCCGUUGAUGCCAAAAAGAAAAAGAGAGACUCGACGUCAAACGCUCUACGAAACGAACUCCAGAACGGACGCCCAACAAUGGAACACAGGAUUUAUAUUUCUUUUCCAAAACCAGAAAAUCACACCACACAUAAAAUUGGGCAGCAUGCAGGUAUGGUACAACGAAUUGAUGGAGAGAUAAUUGAGAAGAUCGGUAAACUCGUGGGUGAAGGGGUACGGAAUGUGGACGAGAUGCGACGACAUCUGAAAAUUUACGUUAAGGAUGAAAUGUUUCGUGGUAAACAACAACCAGAACGAAACAACCGUAGAUAUUUCCCGACAGGAAAGACGAUUAAGAAUCAUAUGUACAGCGCAACAAUGAAAUCAAGACUCUCCGUCAUCGACCAAGAGAAUGUACAAGAAAUUGUUGAAAUGUGGAAGAAUGAGCCAUCUCGAGCGACUGACAAAUUUUUCUUUCGCCCAUACAAAGAAGGUAGCGGGGAAGAAUCUACGAACGAAGAAGACGGUCAUGAUAGCGACAACGGUGAAGAUGAAGGUGAAGAUGAGGUCAUAACAAAGGCGAAAAGGCAAGAUGGGCGACUGCUUUUUGUCCAUCAAACAGCAUGGCAAUCUAGGUUGCUUGCUAGAUAUGGAGAAGACUUGGCCUUUCUCGAUGCAACAUACAAGACCACCAAAUACUCUCUGCCUCUGUUCUUCGUUGCCGUCAAAACUAAUGUCGAUUACGCCAUCGUCGCUUCGUUUAUCGUGCAAGAUGAGACAACUGAAAGUAUCUCAGAGGCUCUUUCAAUUCUUCAUCAAUGGAAUCCUCAAUGGCAACCAAGACACUUCAUGACGGAUCUGUGCGAAGAGGAGAUAAAUUCCAUAGAGACCAUUUUUCCAGAUUGCCAGGUAUUGUUAUGCGAUUUUCACCGGGAACAAGCGUGGGAGCGUUGGACGGCAAAGAAAGGCAAUGGAGUGAGCGACUCUCGAGAAACACUACUGACCCUAAUGCGACAGAUAGCUCGGUCAAAGACAGAGGAAAGCUUUGAAGAUUCUCUACGAAAUCUACAACUAACUGCCGAUUGGAAAGGCAACGAAAAACUUAGGCGAUGGUUUGAGAUUACUUGGUUAAAACAUAAAAAGAAAUGGGUGUGGGCGUACCGAAAGGAACGGACGCUGGUAUACGUCAGUACAAACAAUGGCUUGGAAAGGCAAAAUGGUGCUUUUAAACACAAAUACCUGCAAAAGUUACGGAAACAUUCACUAAGUGUUAUGUUGAAAAUUUUAAUUGAUGAAUUCCUUCCAGAUAAAUAUGAGAGUUACAUUGCCAAUAAUGCAGAAUGUUCGACAGAUUGUAAACGCUAUAACAAACAACUACCACAGUAUUUACACAAUCGACCAAACUAUUUUGUGGAACACUGCAUGAAACGCCUUAUCUAUGCUGAUGAAGCUACGAUGCACACAAUAAAUCAAGACACGGGUAUAUUUUCAGUAAGAAGUGAGACCCAAAAUCAAUAUUACGAAGUUCACUUUUGUUCUCCAAAUGAUGAAAAUGUGCCACGUUGUGACUGUGUGGAUUGGCAGAGACACUACUUACCAUGCAAGCACAUGUUAUCAGUUAUAGAGGCGAAUAAUGGAUGGGGAUGGUAUGAUCUACCAGUUGGUUACAGAGAGUCCCCUUACCUAACCAUUGACAAUGAGAUUAUAUUCAAGAAAAUUGAUCAUCAUCAAAACGAAAAUAAAGAUACCUGUGAGAGUCAAAUGCUUCACACAACAAAUAAUGAUAAGAUGGAAGAAAACAAUGUUGCCCAGCAAAAAGCACAAAGUUUCAUAAAAGACGUACCAAAGUCGACAUAUCCUAAGAGAACAUCUGUAACAAGAUGCUGUGACCUCGUUGCUAGGAUAAAAAGUUUAGUGCAUGAAUGUAUCAACGCAGCGGCAUUGGACGAACUAGAGAAAGACCUUGAGCACUCGCUUAGGAAAUUUGAACCCAACAUUAGCGGUAGAACCACCACAGGAAUAACACUUGCUGCCCCUGAUAGACCGAGUGCCCCAAAACGUAAAAGAAAGACUCAUGAACAGAAGGAAACGCUCUCUACAUCACCACGGAGAAAGAAAGCGAAAAAAUCUAUACUCCCACCUGGAAAGCCAAAGAAAGUGCAUCCUUUCAGUAGGAGAACUGGGCAGCGUGCGCAGAUGAUGAGGAAAUAUUAUAAAACCAGCAUGUCCCUAGAUGAAAUGAGGAAGAAAGAAACAAAUCAAGUAGAAGAUACUUUACAAGACAGAAUACAACCAAACUCAAGGUAUAUUAAUUUCACCCCAACUAUUCGAAAUGGAAUGCCAUUAACAACAACAAUGCUAAAAAAUGGUCCUCAUUGUUUAUCACUCUUGCAAAUAAAAUCGUUGGAACCAUUUCUUCCAAGAGGAACUGAAAUGCUUUUAAAAAGCGUUAAUCAACAAUUUAUUGUUGGCUGGCUAUUUGACGAAGUGCUGAAUUCGUACUUCUGGUUCUUACAAGAAAAUUAUAAAAAUGUGCUUUACGCACCGUCAACAUCAAUGCUCGCACUGCAGAAGGGUCUACCAUGCAAUCGACUAUGGAAAGGAGAAGAUAUCACCACAAAGGAUUUUAUUCUGGCGCCAUGGAAUCCAACGGAUAAUCACUGGACGCUUGUGGCUAUUGAUUUACGCCGUAAGCAGAUUAUGUAUUUGGAUCCAAUGAUAAACGUUGAUAUCCACCAUAAUGUCUUUGCCCAGAUGCUUUCAAGAUUCAUGCCGCAAAUGCUUGAAAGACAGUUUCAUUUGUCAGGCUUUGAAAUUGGAUCUUUGCCACACACCUUACAAACAGAUUCCAUGAGCUGUGGAGUAUAUGUUUGCUGGUAUGCAAUGCAACUUGUAAAUGGGAAAGCAUUGACUGAUUGGUGCAACACUAAUGUAAUGCGAAUAACUAUUUACAAACAAAUUCGUGGUACAUGUCUCCAAAGACGUUCUGGGUGUCGACAUCUCGAGACAGCAAAGUGCCCGCUAUGUCGAAUUGAAGUUCAGAUUGGUGACAACAAUAUGAAAUGCAGAAGAUGUUGCCAGAGCUUUCAUAUCAGAUGUUUAAAUGAGAGAUUGUUAAUUACUGGACAACAAAAAGAAUGUACCUUCUUCUGCCCUCCUGUACAUACAUGUCCACUAAAGUGA